Xyrauchen texanus (razorback sucker) is the source of this 1214-nucleotide messenger RNA. Its product is annotated as proprotein convertase subtilisin/kexin type 5-like. Lineage: Eukaryota; Metazoa; Chordata; Actinopteri; Cypriniformes; Catostomidae. The transcript has 6 exons. The coding region runs from base 1 to 1179 and encodes 392 amino acids. The record is from RefSeq and is a predicted model, not a curated record.
AUGGACAGUGCAAGUCUUGCCACCGGAGCUGCCUUCGCUGUUCAGGGGCAAGCAAAGACCAAUGCCUCAGCUGCAUCUCAAAACGCUUUCUACUCAUGUCCAGAUGGUUACUAUGUAAAUAAGGACAAGCAGGAGUGCGUUCAGUGCCAUGUGAACUGUGCGUCAUGCAGUGGGCACCACAGUAAUGACUGUCUAACCUGUAAACCAGGCCUGCUGUUGCUUGGACACAGCUGUUUCCCCUCCUGCCCAGCAAGUUUCUUUGUAAAUGCGAACUAUGAAUGUGAGGCGUGCGACCAUACUUGUGAGGAAUGCUCAGCUAGCAGCAGCUCCUGUCUCAGUUGCAGAGAUGGAUACUUCCUGUUGAGAAAGUCUGGCAACUGUCUGCAUAAAUGCCCAUCAAACUACUUUCCUGAUACUUUUGACCGAGAGUGCAGACGAUGCCACACUACCUGUGAAACCUGCUCUGGCAAUGGUGCGCUCUCCUGUACUUCAUGUUACAAUGGGUUUGAAAUGUUUGCAGGAAUCUGCUCAUCUGCAUGUCUAAGUGGACAAUAUCCCGUCCCCUUGAAAACCAUGAAUACCAAAUGUGCAGAUUGUGACCCAUCCUGCACUGAAUGUAAAGGCCCAGGGCCUUACAACUGCUCCAGGUGCCCUGCUCUACAGCGCCUCUCAGAGGAUGGGAGGUGUCUUCCUUGCUGUGGAGAUAAUAUGGAUUCCGCAAGAUUCCCCUGGGAAUGCUGCCAUUGCCAUGAACUGAAUGAUGAAUGCAUUGUGACGCUGAACUACAAGCUCCUCAGCAAAGAUCCGGUGCCUUCAGGUCAUCCCGGCCUUGUUGUCUUCACAGUGAUAUUUGUGCUGGUAAGCUUGUGGCUUGUCAUUUUUCUUUUCCUGCAUUUUCGAACGAGGAUCAUCUCAAACCCCAUCAUCAAAUCAAACGGAUAUUCCAAAAUCGCUGACGGCCCCUUUACCUCUGCAACCCUCAAAGACAGUAUACAGACGGAGUACUGUGAUAAAGAUGAAGGCCAAGAGGAAGACGAGGAGGAGGAGGAUGAUAUUGUUUACAUGGGGAGGGAUGGGAUAGUGUAUCGGAAGUUUAAAUACAGCCAGUUGGAUGAGGAGGAGGAGGAAGAGGAGGAGGUGGAGCUGGAGUAUGAUGAUGAGAUGUACACCCUCACCUAAAACAUACUGCUGGAAUGUAUGAGUGGUUUAUUUGC